AUGAGCACCGUCGCUGGCUCGACAACUCAUGGGAAGCCCGGCAACCCUCAUCUAGGGCUUGCGGAUGAGGCUCUGAGAUUUCGCCGGCACUAUGAUCCACAUUCUACACUGCUACUAGUGGGCUUUUUCGGGGCUGGCAAAAGAACAUUGGGAAUCAUAGCAUCGGUUGCGCUGCGGCGUCGAUUCAUCGAUUUUGAUUCAUAUUUUCAACAACAAGUUCAGUCUUCGCCACAAGAAUUCAUAGCACGUCACGGACUCGCGCAAUAUCGCGAUAUCGAACUCAAGAUCUCGAGGGAACUACUCUCCAACAAUGAGAAGAAUUGUGUUAUUGUUGGCCUUGGAGCAUUUGCAAGUCGUCCUCAGCUAACGCUGCUGGCGGAGUUUGCCCAACAACACCCUGUUGUCUAUGUGAGACGAGAUGAGCAAGACUUGCGACAAUUCGUCACGACAAGUCAACAGAAAUUCGACCGAAUAUUCGAGCUAGGGAAUGACUUCUUCGAGUCGUGCUCCAACUUUGACUUUUUUAACCUCACUCAAGGUCUACCUCAGCAUAAGUCAGUUCCUGCCUACCUUAAGCUCAAGGAAACGGAGCGCUUAUUUGUGACGUUUCUACGUCGCAUCUUUGGAUCAUAUAUUCCGCAAACCUUCUCAUCAGAGCCCUUCUCUGCAUCGCACACAUUUUCCCUGGAAGUACUUUCAUCUUGGCUUGAAGACAAUUCUCCAGAAUUGGAACUCCUGGAAAGUGGCGCUGAUGCCAUCACCCUGGUGGUGACACCUCACGAAAUACAUCCUGCUAGGCUUGCAGCUAGACUGUCACGACAUAUUGCAACCCUUCGGAAGCACUCACGUGUUGCAAUUAUCAUCGAUGCAGAGGGACUUUCUGCGAGUCCGCAGGACCCUAGAAACUACAACCAAGUCCUUGGAAUGCUUCUUCGCCUUGCCCCAGAGGCACUUAUAAUAUCACUCGAAUGCGAUAAAAAGGUUGUACAAAAAUUGAAUGCUUCCAAGGGAUAUACAAAAAUUAUCGGUGGUCUUCACGAUAAGCUCCCUGUCGGCUCACGCCACGCAUCAAUUACCCCCGCUGCCCUUCAUGAAAAGACACGACAAUUUGAACUGGAUGCGAUCCGCCUCACUGGUGAAUCUCAGUUUCCUGAUGGCAAUCUACAGUGUGUUUCAUUUAUUCAAGAGGCUACAGAUUUGAUCAAUUUACCUGUUAUCGCAUACAAUAGCGGAUCGCUCGGUCGAGCCUCAAUAUGUCUAAAUCCUACUCUCUCACCUGUGAUGCUACCAUCUACGAAACACGACGGAGUAACUCUCCAGAAAGCACAGCUUGCAAUGGCAGGACUCUUUCUACUACCUAGGAAGAAGUUCACGAUCUUUGGUCAGAGCGUCAAGUACAGUCUCUCACCAGAAAUGCAUCAUGCAGCGUAUGAGUACAGCGGGCUUCCGCAUACAUAUGACACUACGCAAGCUGACGACAUAUCUGCUGUUAAUCAACUUCUAAGUGAUAAGGAUCGUGGUGGUAUCACCAUUUCUCUUCCAUUCAAAUCUGCUGUUCUGCCAUUCAUCGAUGAGAUCACGCCAGACGCUAAGGACAUGCAAGCAGUCAAUACUGUUGUCCUUGAGCAAAUUUAUCAACCUGAUGGUUCACGAGUCACUAUUCGAAGAGGGUACAACACAGAUCAUAUUGGAAUAAGAGACUGUAUCGACAAACACCUCUCUCCCGCGAAUGCUGUUCGAGACGGGACCACAGCUUUGAUCGUCGGUGCAGGAGGAAUGGCCCGCGCAGCGAUAUAUGCUUGCUACGAACUCGGCGUUCGACGAAUCUGCAUCUAUAACCGCACCCACGAAAAUGCGCAAAAGCUUGCUGAUUAUUGGAACGAAUGGGCACAAUCUAAGGCUGGGGUCAACCUGCUGGUUGAUGUUCUCCGCUCAACGGAUCCCUGGCCAUCUGAUAUUCGCUUGCCAACCAUCGUCGUUCCCUGCAUCCCUCCCUUCCAAAUCGGCAGUGAACAGCACCCUGUCGUUUUCCAAAUCCCGGAUGAAUGGCUGGAGAGCCGAACAGGUGGCGUUUUUGUUGAGGUUGCAUAUGGUCCUUUCAAGACACAACUCAUGGAGCAAAUGCUGCCACGUGCAUCUAAGGGAUGGGUUGUUGUGAGCGGCCUGUUGGUUUUGAUCGAGCAGGGUAUUGCUCAAUAUGAAUUAUUCACGAAGAGGCCUGCGCCUGUUCAUGUAAUGCGGCGGGUUAUUCAGGAGCAGUCCCUCAAAUAUGGAUUCGUCCAUCAAUAA
Molecule: messenger RNA, 2289 nt
Organism: Penicillium waksmanii
Lineage: Eukaryota; Fungi; Ascomycota; Eurotiomycetes; Eurotiales; Aspergillaceae
Product: putative pentafunctional AROM polypeptide
Exons: 2
Coding region: 1-2289 (762 amino acids)
Biological process (GO): chorismate biosynthetic process; shikimate metabolic process
Molecular function (GO): shikimate 3-dehydrogenase (NADP+) activity; 3-dehydroquinate dehydratase activity
Source: RefSeq, a predicted model, not a curated record